Molecule: messenger RNA, 1133 nt
Organism: Camelina sativa (false flax)
Lineage: Eukaryota; Viridiplantae; Streptophyta; Magnoliopsida; Brassicales; Brassicaceae
Product: mitochondrial import receptor subunit TOM40-1
Biological process (GO): protein import into mitochondrial matrix
Cellular component (GO): mitochondrial outer membrane
Molecular function (GO): transmembrane protein transporter activity
Source: RefSeq, a predicted model, not a curated record
CAAAGGCAUCCCUCCUUGUUGAAAAUUCCUAAUCGGAAGUUAUUAAAGCUUAAAUCUUUUUUGUUUUUUGUUUUUUGUUUUUUGGGUGUGUGUAAUUGGUUUGUAAUGUGCAGCAGAGAUUGGUGCCUGUGAAAGCCGAGCAAGCAAAUCAGCACAAAAUUCGAAGACGCGGACUCGAGACAAUAACGGCAGCGAAGCGAUGGCUGCUGAUCUCUUACGACGGAACAAGCCAAUGAGGAAGUUGAUAACUCGAACCUCACCACUUGUCCUGUUGGAUAUGACGAGAUCACUAGCGAAGCUUACAAUAUUUUAAACCGUGAUUAUUUCAGUAGUUUACAUUUGAACGACUACUCCCCAGCCUUUUUUUAAGGAAAGUUUAAUAUCAGUUCAACGAUGGCGCCAGGAGCAUCUUAUGGACUUGCUGCCUACUACUUGAACACAAAGCUGGCACUUACUGGAGGUGUUACUACUGAUGGUAGACUAACUGCGACAGUGAAAUACGCUAUAACUGAUAAGUUGACUGUGACGGCAGAUACAAAGCCUCUAAACUACAGAGCUCAAUUUCAACUCGGGAUCAAUGGCCUAACUGCAGCAACAUAUAUCCAGCGUGUGACACCCUGUCUAUCUUUGGGUGGUGAGGUCUUUUGCACCAAUGUGCCUCAAAAGUCCGGUGUGGGUACGAGACUGAUAAGAUGGUUGCAUCUGGGCAAGUGUAAUGUAUUUAUGACCUAUGUUCAUAAGAUUUCAAAGAAGGUUUCACUCGCCACUGAUUUUGCGUACAAUAUCUUUUCAAGAGAUGUUAAAGCUAGUGUUGGGUAUGACUGCAAUUCUGAACAGUCUCGUGUCCAGGGAAAGAUUGAUUCUAACGGUGUUGUAUCUGCACUUCUUGGAAAGGAAUUAUAUGUGGGACUCGAGUGUCUUCUUUCUGCAAAUUUGGAUCAUAAGAACAAGGAUUACAAGCUUGGUUUGAGCUUAGCAUAUGGCUCACCAGUCACCACUCUCUUCGUGAAAUAGUUACUAAUCUUUCUAAGGAAUAUUUUUUGUCAACUCUUUCCUUUAAUUGUAUAUAUUUAUAUUUUUUUAAUUAGACUAAUAUAAGUAGAUCAUGCGUACAAGUGAUUAUGUUAUAUUAU